AUGGCAUCCAUGAUACCAGAGGCUGACCUGUUCUCUUUUCGAGAGUACCUCAAAAAAUGUGAUCGUAUCAUAGCUGUUAUCGGAGCUGGACUCUCUGCAGCGUCCGGCCUUCCCACCUUCAGAGGUGUGGGAGGUUUGUGGCGACGCUAUUCCGCCAUCGACCUCGCAACCCCAGAAGCAUUUAAUGCAUCGCCAGGUUUGGUCUGGCAGUUCUACAGCUAUCGACGGCAUAUGGCGUUAAUGGCCAAGCCUAAUAAGGCACACUAUGCCUUGGUUGAACUGGCAAAACGGAACCCCAAUUUUAUAUCGUUGACUCAGAAUGUGGAUGGUCUCUCUGAGCGCGCCGGCCACGCAGAGCCCCAGCUACAGCGUCUUCAUGGCUCCUUAUUUACAAUCAAAUGUGCUGAUGAAUAUUGCACGUAUGUUCGUCACAAUGAUUUUACGGAUCCUUUUGUUCCUGCAUUGGAGAUCCCAAGGGCGUCAAAUGUCAACCCCAAUCCGAGUGAUCAUACGGGAGCAGCCGCGGGGCAGGUUUUAGAAGAUGCUAUGAAGGCAGCUGGUGCGCCAAGCUGGGUGACUGGACAAGGGGAGUUAGACAUUUCAAAUCCAGAUGUGCCUAUUCCAAAUUUGAGACCAGAAGACCUGCCACCAUGCCCGCAGUGUUCAAACGGGUUACUCCGGCCGGGUGUUGUGUGGUUUGGAGAGCCACUGGACGACAACACCAUCGAAUAUGUUGACAAAUGGGUCGAGAAGGGCCCAGUAGAUUUGGUUUUAGUUAUUGGUACAAGCGCUCAGAUAUUUCCUGCGGUUGGCUACAUCGAUAGCGGGAGAGAUCAAGGUGCUCGUGUGGCUAUAAUCAAUAUGGACAGAACUCACUUGCCCAGGAGUGGUAUGAAACCGGGAGACUGGAUAUUUGAGGGCGACGCCAGUGUCAUUCUUCCAGAGCUCCUCAAAGACAUUAUCGGCGAAGUAGAGUUACCAGAAGACCAGCAGGCUUCUUAA
Messenger RNA from Ophidiomyces ophidiicola, 1002 nucleotides. RefSeq lists its product as uncharacterized. The coding region runs from base 1 to 1002 and encodes 333 amino acids. The transcript has 2 exons. Lineage: Eukaryota; Fungi; Ascomycota; Eurotiomycetes; Onygenales; Onygenaceae. The record is from RefSeq and is a predicted model, not a curated record. Gene Ontology annotation, molecular function: NAD+ binding.